Messenger RNA from Choloepus didactylus (southern two-toed sloth), 2679 nucleotides. It is a transcript of the gene PGAP3, whose product is annotated as post-GPI attachment to proteins phospholipase 3. Gene Ontology annotation, biological process: GPI anchor biosynthetic process. The record is from RefSeq and is a predicted model, not a curated record. Gene Ontology annotation, cellular component: endoplasmic reticulum membrane. Gene Ontology annotation, molecular function: hydrolase activity, acting on ester bonds. Lineage: Eukaryota; Metazoa; Chordata; Mammalia; Pilosa; Megalonychidae. The coding region runs from base 44 to 1006 and encodes 320 amino acids. The transcript has 8 exons.
UUGACACGCUCCUAAACUCCGCCGGCGGCCGGCCAGGGUGGAGAUGGUCGGACGCGCGGCGCGGCUGGUGCUGUUGGCCGGGGCGGCAGCGCUGGCCAGUGGUUCCCAAGGUGACCGCGAGCCGGUGUACCGCGACUGCGUGCGCCGGUGCGAGGAGCGGAACUGCUCCGGGAGCGCACUGAAGCACUUCCGCUCUCGACAGCCAAUCUACAUGAGUCUGGCAGGUUGGACCUGUUGGGACGACUGUAAGUAUGAGUGUAUGUGGAUCACUGUUGGCCUCUACCUCCAGGAAGGUCACAGAGUGCCUCAGUUCCAUGGCAAGUGGCCCUUCUCCCGGUUCCUGUUCUUCCAAGAGCCAGCCUCCGCCGUGGCCUCCUUCCUCAAUGGCCUGGCCAGCCUGGUGAUGCUCUGCCGCUACCGAAUCUCCGUGCCAGCCUCCUCCCCCAUGUACCACACCUGCGUGGCCUUUGCCUGGGUCUCCCUCAAUGCUUGGUUCUGGUCCACAGUCUUUCACACCAGGGACACCGACCUCACGGAGAAAAUGGACUACUUCUGUGCCUCCACCGUCAUCCUACACUCAAUCUAUCUGUGCUGUGUCAGGACGGUGGGGCUGCAGCACCCAGCCGUGGCCAGCACCUUCCGGGCCCUGCUGCUGCUAAUGCUGACCGCGCACGUCUCCUACCUGAGCCUCGUCCGCUUCGACUAUGGCUACAACCUGGCAGCCAAUGUGGCCAUCGGCCUGGUGAAUGUGGCGUGGUGGCUGGCCUGGUGCCUGCGGAACCAGCGGCGGCUGCCUCACGUGCGCAAGUGCAUGGCGGUGGUCCUGCUGCUGCAGGGGCUGUCCCUGCUCGAGCUGCUCGACUUCCCGCCGCUCUUCUGGGUCCUGGACGCCCACGCCAUGUGGCACAUCAGCACCAUCCCUGUCCAUGUCCUCUUCUUCAGCUUCCUGGAGGAUGACAGCCUGUACCUGCUGAAGGAAUCAGAGGCCAAGUUCAAGCUGGACUGAGGACCUGGGAGUGGGUCUGCCCCAUUGGGGGUCCUGCCCCCUCCCUACUGGCUCCCCAUCUCCUCCUGACCCUUGAGAUAACUUUUUUUUCCUUUUUUUAACUUCUUAAUCUUGGACAUGAGGGGUGUGGGCCUGGAAUUAUGUGCCCUGCCCACCCCACUGCUGGCCCGCACGUGGCCCUCACAGAUCCCCAAGCCUGAUCCCAGCCCGGCCUGUCAGAGACUGGGGCUGGAGAAUGGGGGACCCCUCUGGAGCUGAACUGGGGUGGAGCUGAGAAUAUUCUUAGCUCCACUGGGAGGAGGGCUGCCUCUGCUUUUUCUUCCACCGGGGUGGUCAGAGCUCUCUGACUAGCUGGGAGACCAAGUGCCGCAGGCCAUUGGGGACACAGUGGGGUCCCCUUCUGAUCCCGCCUGCGCCCUCCCCUAGGGCACCACUAGGUGGCACUGGACACUUGCUCUUUGGCUGCCCGAGAAGUUUCAAGGCAGGUUGCAUUCACUCCGUGGGGUCUAAGGGACCCAGCUGCUGCGAUUGGGUAGGGGGAAGGGGUCCCACCCCGCCACUUCUCCAGCCAGACCCCCAGGAGGCCUCACCACACUCCCUUUCAGGGUUGGGCACCUGCAUGUGAGGGUGUAGGGGUGUGUGGGCCAGACCAGUGGAAAGUGAGGGGCGUGGGCAUGGGCCUGGGGUGUGUGGUGUGCUGGGUGGGACAGUGUGUGUGAGUAUGGCCUGGGCGUGCAGGCUGAAGAGGAUAGGGGAGGGUGUGAACUGUUUCAGAGCAUGUGUAUGUGUUGGGUAGGAGGCAGGGGGUGUGGGGCAAGUGGGUUAAUGUGGGUUAGGGGAGUAUGAAUAGUCCGAGUGUGGGUUUGUGGGUGAGUGAGAUGAGUGUGCCACAUAGGGGCAGGUGGAGUAGGAUAUGGGGAUCAAAUUACCAUCAACAAUUGUUUACUGAGCACCAGCUCUGCACAAGGCCCCAAGCCUGUCAGAGAGCCAGGAUAUCCCUAAGUUCUGGCUGGGGGUACAGGUGUUUGGCCUGCUUGUGUGUGUGUGUACACGUGCAAUGUUCCUGCCCAUUGCCUCCUUUUGCAAUCCUCCUCCAAACCUCACAGGGCCCCCAAACAGCUCAAUAUCACCCUCCAGAACCAGCCCAUUGGGAGGCAGAGGGAGGAAGGAAGUGAGUGUCCCUCCAAGCCCUUUCUAGUCACCCUGUUUCCUUGCCUAGGCAUGACCAGCCCCCCCACCCCCCACCCCGUCCCUUUGCUGCUAGCCCCUUUGCCACAGCCUGGAGCUUGGGGAGGGGGAAGGGCUGGAUCAGGUUUCUGCCCUCCCCAGACAGGCCCUCUGUUCCAGGGUGGCCCCAGGGCAGGCCAGGGCCAUGCUGUGCCUGCAUCCCAGUAAGGUGAAGUGACCCCUGGCACUUUCCUGCCACAGAAGGAUAGAAUGGCAAUUUGUGGAGCUCCAGAAACUUUCCAUCUGUAAGUCAGUUCUGUGAUUGGAGCAGGGAGACUGGACUUGGGCUCUUUUCCUGGCCCCUGCUCCUUGGGGAGAGGGAAGCUAUUCCAGGACUCCAACCUCAGGGACUUGGGUGGCCUGUGUUGGGUUUUGGUGAUACUGAGAACUAUUUUAAGGCAGGAGGAUAGCAAGGGGCAUUCUCAUUAAACCAGUUUUGAGUCUCA